Molecule: messenger RNA, 264 nt
Organism: Dracunculus medinensis (Guinea worm)
Lineage: Eukaryota; Metazoa; Nematoda; Chromadorea; Rhabditida; Dracunculidae
Source: the annotation of a GenBank genome assembly
AUGAGGAUUUUAAUAUUUCCUGCUGCUCUUGCCAUUGGAACUAUAGGUUAUUUCAUCGAGACAAGAAUAAGAAAAGAUGAAGAAAUACCUUAUCUUGACUUAUCAAUUGAUGAGGAUCGACGAAGGCGACAAAUUGAAUUAGAAUUGGAUUCGAAUUAUCAAACACCAACAAGCAUUACUGAAGUUAGGCAUUCAAUUGUACCGAAGUCAAGCCUUGUCGUGAACACAUCGAGGAGUGCAAUUGAUCAUAAUAUUGAAAAUUAA